Molecule: messenger RNA, 1617 nt
Organism: Melospiza georgiana
Lineage: Eukaryota; Metazoa; Chordata; Aves; Passeriformes; Passerellidae
Gene: THAP7
Product: THAP domain containing 7
Exons: 5
Coding region: 64-978 (304 amino acids)
Biological process (GO): regulation of DNA-templated transcription
Cellular component (GO): nucleus
Source: RefSeq, a predicted model, not a curated record
CCCGCGCGAGUUCUCGCGAGACUUCCGGGGAGGCCGCGGCGGCGGCGGGAUGGGAGCGCCGAGAUGCCCCGGCACUGCUCCGCCGCCGGCUGCUGCACCCGCGACACGCGCGACACCCGCGGCAGAGGCAUCUCCUUCCACCGGUUGCCUCGCCGUGACGACCCCCGUCGCGCUCAGUGGUUGGAGAACAGCCGGCGGCGGGACCCGGCCGGGGGGGGGCGCUGGGACCCCAGCUCCAAAUACAUCUACUUCUGCUCGCAGCACUUUGAGAGCUCCUGCUUCGAGCUCGUGGGCUACAGUGGUUAUCACCGGCUGAAGGAGGGCGCCGUGCCCACCGUGUUCGCCCCCGGCCCCUCGCGGCCCCCCAAGCCCCCCAAGCCCCCCCCGGAGCGCGACCCCCCAAGACCCCCGCGGGGCACCCGCAGGUGGAGACGGGACCUCCCCCCAGCCCCGCCGCCCCCCCCGGUACCCUCGGACGUCUCGUGCUUCCCGCGCGACUCCAAAGACCCCGGCCCGCCCCCGGCCGGCGACCACGGCGGGGUCCCGGCGCUGCCCGGCCCCUCGGGCUCCAUCCCAGAGACGCUCCUGGCGGCCACGGGCGACGCCGCGGCUGCCGCCACCCCGGCCCUGCCCGAGGGGGCGCCCCCGAUCCCCGCGGGACCCCCGGCCCCUCCGGCGCCGCCGUCCCCGUCGCUGUUCAUGCUGCGGCUGCCGCCCCGCGCCGGCUCGUACAUCCAGAGCGAGCACAGCUACCAGGUGGGCAGCGCCCUGCUCUGGAAGCGCCGCGCCGAGGCCGCGCUGGACGCGCUGGACAAGGCGCAGAGGCAGCUCCAGGCCGGGAAACGCCGCGAGCACCGGCUGAGGCUGCGCCUGGCGGAGCUGCAGAGGGAGCGCCGGGCCGGCCCCGAGCCGCGGAGGAGCUCCAAGGAGCGCCUGGAGGUGAUCGGGGAUGGAGGAGGAGGAGUUGGAGGUUUGUAAAUAAAGGAUUUUACUCUGAGCGUGCGGCUGGUGGAGCUCCAGAGGGGGAGGAGAGCGGGCUCCAAGCCACAGAGGAGCUCCAAGGAGCCCGUGGACCUGCAGCUGCUGGAGCUCCACAGGGAGGGGAGAGCGGAGGAGCUCCAAGGAGCACCUGGAGGUGCUCGGAGAUGGAGGAGGAGGAGGGCGGUGAGAAGCUGGAGGAGCUCCAAGGCUCAGGUGUGGCACGGAGGUUUGGAAAUCAAGGAUUUCGCUCUAUGGGUGCGGCUGGUGGAACUCCACAGGGAGCGCAGAGCUGGCUCCGAGCCGUGGAGGAGCUCCAAGGAGCCCGUGGAGCUCCAAGGAGUGCUUGGAGCUGCUCGGGGAUGCUGGAGGAGGGCAGUGAGGAGUUGGAGGUUUGUAAAUAAAGGAUGUUACCCUGAGGGUGCGGCUGGUGGAGCCCCAGGGUGAAGAGAUAACCAUUAAUUAACCUUUACUAAUUACCGCGGGGCCAUCAGCGCCCUGGGGACCACCUGAGGAACCUCUACAGCCCUAGAGAAGACUCAAAAAUGGGAAUUCAGGGUUUCAUUUCCAGUGUUGGCCCGGGCUGACGCCAACUCCAAGGUGCUGCAGACCUGCCCCAAGUGCUUAAUUAACCCCUAA